This is a messenger RNA of Oreochromis aureus, 3744 nucleotides long. RefSeq names its product ELAV like neuron-specific RNA binding protein 2 (gene elavl2). Gene Ontology annotation, molecular function: RNA binding. Gene Ontology annotation, cellular component: ribonucleoprotein complex. The transcript is spliced from 8 exons. The record is from RefSeq and is a predicted model, not a curated record. Bases 177 to 1346 code for a protein of 389 amino acids. Lineage: Eukaryota; Metazoa; Chordata; Actinopteri; Cichliformes; Cichlidae.
GUCUGCGCUGAUUGGCCAAAAGUCUGAUUAGUUUAUUUAGGGUGGCUGGGUUCCCGCUACGGCCCCUUAUUCUGCUGCACAAAGACUGUGACCAAAGGUUUGAUGUCUGCAGGUUGUACCUCAAUAAAUUCCCGCGACGCCGAUUCAACGCCUCAAGACGGCAACUCCAAACUAACAUGGCAGUCAGACUGUGCGAUGUGGCUUCUCUGCUUAGAAGUGGUUCGUGGGCGCCUGAGCCUUGGACUGGGCAGGUAAUUGCUGCCAUGGAAACACAGCUAUCCAAUGGGCCCACUUGCAACAACACAAGCAACGGUCCUUCAACUAUCACAAACAACUGCUCCUCACCUGUAGAGUCAGGGAGCGUAGAGGACAGUAAAACUAACUUGAUAGUCAACUAUCUGCCUCAGAACAUGACCCAGGAGGAACUGAAGAGUUUGUUUGGGAGCAUCGGAGAAAUUGAGUCCUGUAAACUAGUUCGAGACAAAAUCACAGGGCAGAGCCUAGGCUAUGGAUUUGUGAAUUAUGUGGACCCAAAGGACGCAGAAAAGGCCAUCAAUACCUUAAAUGGCUUGAGACUUCAGACCAAAACCAUCAAGGUUUCCUAUGCGCGUCCAAGCUCCGCCUCCAUCAGAGAUGCAAAUUUAUACGUCAGUGGCCUGCCAAAAACUAUGACUCAGAAGGAACUGGAGCAGCUCUUCUCUCAGUACGGACGCAUUAUUACCUCACGCAUUCUGGUGGACCAGGUGACUGGUGUUUCCAGAGGAGUUGGCUUCAUUCGUUUUGACCGGCGAGUUGAGGCUGAGGAGGCCAUCAAGGGUCUGAACUGUCAGAAGCCGCCUGGUGCCACCGAACCCAUUACAGUCAAGUUUGCAAACAACCCGAGCCAAAAGACCAGCCAGGCACUGCUGUCCCAGCUCUAUCAGUCACCCAAUCGAAGGUACCCAGGACCCCUCGCACAGCAGGCACAACGCUUCAGGUUGGACAAUCUGCUGAACAUGGCCUACGGAGUCAAAAGCAGGUUCUCCCCGAUGGCCAUUGACGGGGUGACCAGCUUGGCUGGCAUCAACAUCCCGGGGCACGCGGGCACUGGCUGGUGCAUCUUCGUCUACAACCUGGCUCCGGACGCAGAUGAAAGCAUCCUUUGGCAGAUGUUCGGGCCGUUUGGUGCUGUCACAAACGUCAAGGUUAUCCGCGACUUUAACACAAACAAGUGCAAAGGAUUUGGUUUUGUCACCAUGACUAAUUACGACGAGGCAGCUGUGGCCAUCGCCAGCUUGAAUGGAUACCGCCUUGGGGACAGAGUUCUGCAAGUGUCAUUCAAAACCAACAAAACACACAAAGCCUGAAACUCAGAUUGUUUCUAGAAAACUCACCAGAAAAUGGAAACAGAAAAUGGAAGCGUAUUGACCGUAACUUUCUACAUUAGUAACAAGAGCUUUGUAAAUCAGUGUUGCGAAGAAAAACGAUAUUUAGCGUCCAACAAUGUGAUCUUUUUUCUUUUUUUUUCCUUCUCUUUUUUCCCAUUGCUACACUUUGAAUCUUCUCUAUACUUUAAAACAGAAAAUACCUGCAGGUCUUGAUGCCUGUCAUGUUGACUUCUUGCUGUCUUUACAGAUGGACCAUCUAAAAUGUUACUCUAGGUUUUGUCAUUUUGUUGCACAUCUGCUUUGAAACAGUAAGUCUUGUAAAGUUAUGUGUAGUGAUUUUUCUUUGUACUUCUGUGUCCUGAUUUGCCACAGGUGCGUUUAUGCCUUCGGUGGUUAGCAAGUACUUGCGUUGAACUAUUUGCGGUUCUGUUAAUUUUGUAAGUAUUCUGUUUCCUGUAAUAUCAGUUGGUUAUUGGUUGGCUGCAUAAUGUUGCUUAUUGUACAAUUAACAGAUAAAAAGACAAAAAAAAAAAGAUUCUUAAAGCAGUACCUUGCCAAAGAGCUAAGAACCUCUUUGAUGUGGGUUUAAAAGCAUCUAUUUUUAUAAAAAGAAAAAUUUGGAGAAACUUUUUACUGGACCUGGAACAAAAUAUUUUGACUUGGAUACUUUGAGAAAUAUCUUCAUAUGACACCUUGUGAGCUUUUGAACUUUACAAGAAAGUUUGCAGUGGUUGAAAUUUCUGGAGAGAUUUAUGAUGUAAAAGAUACCUUUUGAGAUCUUUGUAUUACCUUUAGAUUAUAGAAUCAGUGGCAGUGCUGGUUUCAUUUGUAAAAUCAUCUGUGGGUACCCCCCUCCCCUCAGUCGUCUGGUCGUUACGGCUAGCGACUCGCUUUCCGGUCUGAUUUGGAAACGGACAAAACUUCAAAGGUUGAUCUGCAAAAAGUGCAUGAAAAAUUAAAAACAUGGAGAUAUAAAGGUAAAUGGGGGAUUUAAAAAAAAGGGAAAAAAGAAAAAUCAGUUCUUCCUCUAAGAUUCCCUUCAGAUGGAGCUCAUGGUGUUUUGUGGUGUAUCUACAAUAUCAUUAGACUGAUUUUUGUCUUAAUAUCAACCGAUGAGGGUUUUUACAUACUUUGUAUGAAAGAUUGAAGACAAGCCAGUGAAGGCAGCAGCAUCAAAAAAACAUCUAGUGUGACAAAUAGAAGGGUUCCUCCUGAGCUUUGAGCUGUGUAAAUAAGUCCUUUUUUAUGUUGAGUACUUGGCAGACUUUGGUUUUCGUUUGGACUUCAUUGAAAAGUGUGAUUAUUAUAUACAACUUGAUUUUUCUUUUCGGGACUGUGUAAGGUCUUUUUUUGUUUUUGGAUCUUUAUUUAUUUUCAGUUUCUCUUAAGUUAAAAUACUUGAGUUGUUGUCCUAUGGACUAGCAUUAGUGCAUCGAAUUUGUUGGUUGUUAGGUCUGUAGAUAGUCUUGCUUCGUUAAAAAAAAAAAAAAAGGUAUUAAGAAACUAUAGACAUUUGUUUUGUUUUGUUUUUUUUAUAUAUAAACAUUAUAGAUAUAUAUAUUUAUGUGGUAAAGAAUGGAUAUAAACCACAGUUUUGAACUAUUUGAUUACUUUUUUCAUACUCAUAUCUAUAUAUAUAUAAAUAUAUACGUAAUGCAUAUAACCUGUCUUUAAAAUCGUAAAAAGGUGUAUAUUGCUUUAUUCACUUUGGGGAAGGGCGGUGAAGCGGUUCCAUUAACAAUAGCAAAGUUGGUUGCAGAAGUUUGUCAACAUCUAGCUCAUCUCGAACACACGAACGGAGGCUGGUCGAGCCUUAGAUGCACUGAAUACUGCACCUGCAUCCUGCUUGGUAUUUCAACCGAUUAUUAGUCAUGCUUCCCCCUUAAACGAGCAGUGUGCUAUGCAUUAUAUAAUUAUCUUUGCAACUGCUUUUUCUUGUUUAUCUAUUCCUUCUUUGUGUUACUUGUACAAGUUAAACUUUAAGUCUAGAUGAGUUGUGAUACUUGCUGCUGUAGGGAAGAGACAACAUUUGUCAUGCCUGACCUGCCACUGCUGAGAAUAAGUUUUGUUUUUCCUUUAUGUAACCGCUUGAUGAUUUUCUCUUUUCUUUUCUUUUUUUUGGGGUCUUGGGAAAUUGUGCUGCAGGUCUGGCAUGAGGAAAUGUUUCCUCCCAUCCCUCUUUUCUCAAUUCCUAAUAUGAGAGUGAUUAUUUAUUUGAAGUUGUAUAGUCUGACUUGGUUCACAGCAUUUUUGGAAUAGAAUCUUUUUGUUAAGUAUUUAAAAGGAUGUACAUGUUCUUUACUUUGUGUUUGGAUACUUUUGGAUUUAUUUUUUUUUUUUCCAUGUUCAGUACAUCAAUAAAUAAGUUGAAGGGCAA